Zygotorulaspora mrakii is the source of this 1347-nucleotide messenger RNA. Its product is annotated as glycoside hydrolase family 5 protein. Gene Ontology annotation, biological process: glucan catabolic process. Gene Ontology annotation, cellular component: extracellular region; cell surface. The transcript has a single exon. Gene Ontology annotation, molecular function: glucan exo-1,3-beta-glucosidase activity. The record is from RefSeq and is a predicted model, not a curated record. NCBI's taxonomy places the organism in Eukaryota, Fungi, Ascomycota, Saccharomycetes, Saccharomycetales, Saccharomycetaceae. Bases 1 to 1347 code for a protein of 448 amino acids.
AUGCUGCUACGUUCGUUGAUACUGGGACUGGUUGCUUCGUCGGUGAGACUGGCUGUGUCAUCUCCGGUUCCACCUCAAGGUCCCGGUUCGAUCCAAUUUCUCACACCCGAGCUGAGCUCAGGUCCUAUCCAAAAAAGAUACUACGACUAUGGCAACUCGGAGCCUGUGCGUGGUGUGAAUAUCGGUGGAUGGUUGUUGCUUGAGCCAUUCAUCACGCCAAGUCUUUUCGAGUCGUUCAGAACAAACCCCAAUAACGAUGAUGGUAUUCCGGUAGAUGAGUACCAUUUCACGCAAACGUUGGGUCAGGAAGUCGCGUCCAGUCGGUUGGAAGCCCAUUGGAGCAGUUUCUACACGGAACAAGACUUUCAGGACAUCGCUGAGUUGGGCUUCAAUCUGGUCAGAAUUCCAAUAGGUUACUGGGCAUUCCAGACUCUAGAUAACGACCCAUACGUCCGUGGCAAUCAGGAACAGUACCUGGAUAAGGCUAUUGAGUGGUCCGCUAAAUACGGUUUGAAGGUUUGGGUUGACUUACAUGGGGCUGCAGGGUCUCAAAACGGCUUCGACAACUCUGGUUUGAGGGACGCUUGGUAUUUCUUAGAGGAUUCAAACUUAAAGGUUACUUACAGCGUUCUACAGUAUAUGUUGGAAAAAUAUUCUCGUGACGAGUAUUUAGAUACAGUUACUGGUAUCGAACUGAUAAAUGAGCCUUUAGGACCUGUGUUGGACAUGGAUAAGUUGAAAAAUGACUUCUUACUACCAGCAUACAAUUAUUUGAGGAACACUUUGCAAAGAAAUCAAAUUGUUAUUCUUCAUGAUGCCUUCCAACAAGGACACUAUUGGGAUGAUUUCUUAACCUCAACAGAUAACUUUUGGGGUGUCUUACUUGAUCACCAUCAUUACAGAAUUUUCGAAAAUGGUGAAUUACAAAGUUCUAUUGAUCAACAUGUUCAAGCUGCCUGUAAUUGGGGAUUUGACACGAUAACUGAAGCUCACUGGACAGUUUGUGGUGAAUUUUCUGCUGCUUUAACAGAUUGUGCUAAAUGGCUAAAUGGUGUUGGCUACGGUGCUCGUUAUGAUGGUACUUUCUUCAAGGAACAAGAAACUUCAUCUUUCAUUGGAUCCUGUCAAAGUAUUGACGAUAUAAAUUCUUGGUCUGACGAAAAGAAGGAAAACACAAGGAAAUUUGUGGAAGCUCAGUUAGAUGCUUUUGAAAUGAGAAAUGGUUGGAUUAUUUGGACUUAUAAAACAGAGUCUUCAAUCGAAUGGGAUGUUCAAAGAUUGGUUUACAAUGGUCUUUUCCCACAACCAAUAACGGACAGAAAAUAUCCUGGUCAAUGUCAAAAAUGA